UGCUCCGGCCCGGGCUCUGAGAGGAGCUGGGUAGGUUCGGCGCCGGCAGGAAGACGCUGGGGCUGACGAGAGUCCGACGCCCGGUGCUCGGGACUUUCUCCGAGGCAGAGUGGACAGUGAGAGACAGAGAGAAAGGUCUUCCUUUUCCGUUGGUUCACCCUCCAAUGGCUGCUGCGGCUGGCGCACCACACUGAUCUGAAGCCAGGAGCCAGGUGCUUCUCCUGGUCUCCCAUGCAGGUGCAGGGCCCAAGGACUUGGACCACAACAGAGAGCUGGCCUGGAAGAGGGGCAACCGGGACAGAAUCCAGCGCCCCGACCAGGACUAGAACCCGGUGUGCCAGCGCCGCAGGUGAAGGAUUAGCCUAUUGAGCCACGGUGCCGGCCGUUGAUAUGGUCUUUAACAUAUACUAUGAAACCUACGUAGUCAAGCCCUACAAUGCUUCUGCUGUCGGGCGUGUGAUGAGGAGGAGAGUUUGGCUUUGGAGCGCUGGGAACCUGAGGCAUUGCCGAGGACUCGGAGCCCAGCCCUGACCAGUGGAGAGCCCAUAACACAAUGAACAAAUUGAACUUCCAUAACAACAGAGUCAUGCAAGACCGCCGGAGUGUGUGCAUUUUCCUGCCCAACGAUGAAUCUCUGAACAUCAUCAUAAAUGUUAAAAUUCUGUGCCAUCAGUUGCUGGUCCAGGUGUGUGACCUGCUCAGACUGAAGGACUGUCACCUCUUUGGACUCAGUGUCAUACAGAAUAAUGAACAUGUGUACAUGGAACUGUCACAGAAGCUUUAUAAGUAUUGUCCGAAAGAGUGGAAGAAAGAGGCCAGCAAGGUACGACAAUACGAAGUCACUUGGGGUAUUGACCAGUUUGGGCCUCCUAUGAUUAUACACUUCCGUGUACAGUAUUACGUGGAAAACGGCAGAUUGAUCAGUGACAGAGCCGCAAGAUACUAUUAUUACUGGCACCUGAGAAAACAAGUGCUGCACUCCCAGUGCGUGCUCCGUGAGGAGGCCUACUUCCUGCUGGCAGCCUUUGCCCUGCAGGCGGAUCUUGGGAACUUCAAAAGGAAUAAGCACUAUGGAAAAUACUUUGAGCCAGAGGCUUACUUCCCAGCAUGGGUUGUUUCCAAGAGGGGGAAGGACUACAUCCUGAAGCACAUUCCAAACAUGCACAAAGAUCAGUUUGCACUGACAGCUUCCGAGGCACAUCUGAAAUACAUCAAAGAGGCCGUCCGGCUGGAUGAUGUCGCUGUCCAUUACUACAGGUUGUACAAGGAUAAAAGGGAAAUUGAAGCUUCACUCACCCUUGGCUUGACUAUGCGGGGGAUUCAGAUCUUCCAGAAUCUAGAUGAAGAGAAACAGUUACUUUAUGACUUCCCCUGGACAAAUGUUGGAAAGUUGGUGUUUGUGGGUAAGAGGUUUGAGAUUUUGCCCGACGGCUUGCCCUCAGCCAGGAAGCUCAUCUACUACACGGGCUGCCCGCUGCGCUCCAGGCACCUCCUGCAACUGCUGAGCAACAGCCACCGGCUCUACAUGAACCUGCAGCCUAUCCUGCGCCACAUCCGGAAGCUGGAGGAAAACGAAGAGAAGAAGCAGUACCGGGAGUCUUACAUCAGCGACAACCUGGACCUGGACAUGGACCAGCUGGAGAAGCGCUCUCGGGCCAGUGGGAGCAGUGCGGGCAGCGUGAAGCACAAGCGCCUGUCUCGCCACUCCACCGCCAGCCACAGCAGCUCGCACACCUCGGGCAUCGAGGCAGACACCAAGCCGCGGGACGCGGGGCCCGAGGACAGCUGUCCCGGCAGCGCCCUGCACCGCAGGCUGAAAACCUGCAGCUCCAUGACCAGCCACGGCAGCUCCCACACGUCUGGCGUGGAGAGUGGCGGCAAGGACCGCCUGGAGGAGGACUCCCAGGACGAUGAAAUAGAGAUGUUGGUUGAUGACCCCAGGGACCUGGAGCCGAUGAAUGAAGAGUCUCUGGAAGUCAGCCCGGACAUGUGCAUCUAUAUCACGGAGGACAUGCUGGUGUCACGGAAGCUGAAUGGACACUCUGGGUUGAUUGUGAAAGAAAUCGGUUCUUCCACCUCCAGCUCGUCAGAAACCGUGGUGAAACUCCGGGGCCAGAGCACCGAUUCCCUUCCACAGACUGUGUGUCGAAAGCCAAAGACGUCCACUGACCGACAUAGCUUGAGCCUGGAUGACAUCAGACUUUACCAGAAAGACUUCUUGCGCAUCGCAGGUCUGUGUCAGGACACUGCUCAGAGCUACACCUUUGGAUGUGGCCAUGAACUUGAUGAGGAAGGCCUCUAUUGCAACAGCUGCUUGGCCCAGCAGUGCGUCAACAUCCAAGAUGCUUUUCCAGUCAAAAGAACCAGCAAGUACUUUUCUCUGGAUCUCACUCAUGAUGAGGUUCCGGAGUUUGUUGUGUGAAGCCCACGUGCAGGCAGCCUGCUGUUGGCCAGAGGCUGCGGGAGCCUCUUGGGUUCUUUACAUAUUACUUGUGCCAUAUCUUCUUGACCCCAGACAGCUCUUUCUUUAUAAUAUUUGUGAUGGAAGCAAAAGCCUUGGGACGAUUGCACUUUAAGUAUUAUGCGGAAGUAGAAGAACUACGGAGAAUGUGCAGCAAGACAAGUGCCAGAAGUUUAUUGAUCCUUGCGAAGGAAAUGUGCUUUGCUGGUUACCAAGCCUUCAGAAUGCAGAACCGUGCUGUGCUUUCUCGUUAGCUGCUUUCGAGUUCAGUUACACGUAGCAUCACGGUUUUUAUCGCGUGAGAAGUGGUGUUUUAUUGCACGUUAUUUUACACCGCUCCCUCAUGAAAUAAACGCUCACAGUUUGGGGAGGAGAGCGAGAAGGUUCUCUCUUCUUCUAACAGAGAGGCUGUCGCCUAGGACACAACCAUGGCUGCCUCACCGAGGCUGUUCCAGAAUGAACACUAAAAACCAAGUGAUCAAAAUCACGUGGUUCUAGAAAGCCAAAGAUCUGUGCGUAACGGAAGUGACUGCUCAGAGACAGGAAGACGUGAAUGAACAGAAAGUCAAGACUGCAUGCUGGGAUGCCUUGGGGCUCCCUCAAGCCUGGGCAGGGCCAUGUCCUCCUGUUUGCCCCUCUAGAAACUUCUAGAAUUCAGUUUAGUUCCUCAUCCAAGUAACAGAUCAGUAUGUUCAUGACAUGAUGAGUUUUGUGGAGUUUGCAAAACCGAUGUCUGUUAAAGUUAUGGAAAUGUCUUAGAAAAUGUUUGGGCUUGGUGAUAUUUUGUUUAUUUUAAUUAUCAGGUACAAAUUAUGUUAAUACUAGUUUCUGCUUAACCAAAAUACCCUAAUUGUAUGUAUACGUUAUAAGCAUAUAACUACAUGGGAUUGUGUGUGCUGAGAUGUGUUUAGGCUUAUGAACUCUUCAUUUUAGCUUCCGUGAUGGUCGUGUUUACAUGUGAUCCCUGUUUAAUAUUAAGGCUUCGUUACUGAAUGAAUGAUACGUACAGACAAUCAGUUGAUAGCUGUAGAGCUGGAAUGGCUGUUCCCUCCUGUGCCUUUGGCCAUGAUUCUCAACCCUGAUUGCAUAAUAGAGUUAUUUGGGGAUCUUUGAAAAGAUAACAGAGUCGGGGUCUCACCCCAGACCAAUUAAAUCAGUCUCGUGGUGGGACCCAGGUGGAACUGCCUUUGCUCUCAGAGUGCUCCAGAUGGAGCUGAUCUCAGCAGGGUUGGACACCGCUGGCCCCGAGGGUGUUUCCUCAUGAAUUCUGAAGCACAUGUGCCGAGGAGAUGCUGGUGUGAGAAUGGCCGAUGUUGAGACAGUUCCUGCUGUGUGCUUUGGGACACGGAGUGAAAUCCAGCCAGGACAAGGAGUUCACCGCCCUUUGAUGGACAGUGAAACAGUGUUGCUCACGCUUCAGGAUGAGAACCGCACAGCACAACGUCUUGCUAUGAGAUGUUUUUAAUGAUUUAGUAUUUUACAGCAUUUGUUUACCAUAUUUUGAUAUACCAUUUUUUCUAUCUGCCAGGUUUUAGUAAAAGAAGAAGUAUAUAUUAUUUUCUAAGGAAACAGUCAUAUUUUUGUACAAAACUGUGUUUUCAAGUAACAAAGAAUUAGAUAUCGGGCACAGCAGAACAUAAGCAGUGUUACCCGUGGCUGGGAGUCAGUAUUGCAAGCCAGCAGGGACCAUGAGCGUGCCUCGGGCUGCCCUCCCGUGUGGGGCACAGUGGCCCAUGAGCCCCGUCCAGCUGGUUUCACCUGACACUUUAAUUUUUUAAAAAAAGUCCUGUGGAGUCCUAUGAUCAUGAAAUUAUUUUGCUUUUUUCAAAGGCUUUAAAAGAACCAAAGUUCCAGAUUUCAGAAUGUAUUUUUUUAAAAAGUAUCUGUCUCUGGCUGAAAGAAUGAAGGGAUCAUCUAAUGACCGGUCCACUCAAAGGUCGUUAAGUAAUCCACGAAUCCUGGUGACCUUUGUACGCUGAUGAGCCCAGCCUGAUCACCGUGCAGUGCAUUUCCUUAGCCGUCAGUGUCUCUAGCAAAAAACCUAAAGAAAAGACAAUUAAGCAGGUGGCGCUUUAUACUUUAUUUUCUCUCUACUUCAGCCAGAAUCAGGUCUUCAGGGUUUCGCCAGCAUGGUUGGUGGUUUUGCACACCCUGUUUGUAACUGAGUUCAUGAAUAGUCUUGUGGGUUUUCAGAAAUGAAAUGCAGUAAGGAACAGUUUCACUUUUUGAUCCACUGCUUGCAGCAGAAUUACAUAUGUAUAUAUGUGUACACACAAACACUUAUAUAGCUUAUAUAUGUGUGUGUGUAUAUAUAUAUGUAUGGAAAUUCACUUUGAAUAAUUACAUUUUUGUAUUUGGAAAUUAGUUGAAGAAAUAAAAAAGGCAAAGUGUGAAGCUGUAAUUUAUUCUGCACUUGUUACAUUUUCCCCGCGUGGUACUGCCGCCCUGCACAGCCACAUUCGUAUUUGCAACAGUGAGCUUUACAUCCACACAGACUGUACAUAGUCCUUUCUGUGAAAGGAUCAGCGUAUCAGGAUCAUACCAAAAGUAUGUUUAAAAAAAACUGCAUUCUUUUGUAAUUAUUUCUUAUAGGUGUUUCAUGGUAAGAUUAGAGGUCAAUAAAGUUUCUUUUUUUUU
Molecule: messenger RNA, 5098 nt
Organism: Lepus europaeus (European hare)
Lineage: Eukaryota; Metazoa; Chordata; Mammalia; Lagomorpha; Leporidae
Gene: FRMD6
Product: FERM domain containing 6
Exons: 15
Coding region: 554-2422 (622 amino acids)
Biological process (GO): positive regulation of hippo signaling
Cellular component (GO): cytoskeleton; cytoplasmic side of apical plasma membrane
Source: RefSeq, a predicted model, not a curated record